AUGCCUGGCACAACAAUCCCUCCCGUGCCUCACUAUGUCCCGGCUCCACCGACGACGGAAGAGCUGGAAUGGGCUGACCUUCCGAUAAUCGACCUCUCCAAAGCGAGCACGCCCGAAGGGCGGGAGGCUCUCGCGCCACAAGUGCGCGACGCCAUGCGCACAUACGGCUUCAUGUAUGUCGUCAACCACGGCUUGAACCAAGCACAGAACGAGCGCAUCUUCGACAUCGCGGACGUUCCGUUCACGCAGGUGGCCGAUGACGAGAAGAAGAAGUUCUCGUACGACAUCAAGGCGACGGGGCUCUACAAGGGCUACAAGCUGCGUCAGUACUGGCACAUCGACAAUGGUGUCCGGGACCAGAUCGAGCACUACAACAUGCAUCGCGGGAUCCUUCAGCAGGACCACCCCCAGGCUUUGAAGCCGUUCAUGCCUGAGAUCCGCGCGUUCGCCGAGCACAACCACUACAACAUCCUUCACCCUAUCCUUCGUUUGCUUGCGCGCGGUAUGGAGCUGCCUGAAGAGACGUUCGUAGACUUCCACGGCUACGACCAUAAGGGAGAGGGGUGGAUUCGUUUCAUGAAGUACUACCCCCGAACGAACGAGGAUGAGGAGAAGACGAGGAACGUCUGGCUCAAGGGCCACAAAGACUUUGGUACGGUCACCAUCCUCUGGAGCCAGCCCGUGGCCGCGCUACAGAUCAUGUCCCCCGACGGCAAGUGGCGCUGGGUCAAGCACAUCGACAACGCCCUGGUCAUCAACGCCGGCGAGGCGAUGGAGUUCCUCUCCGGCGGUUUCUACAAGGGCACGAUCCACCGCGUGCGCCAGCCGCCCGCGGACCAGCAGGGCUACCCCCGCCUCGGCGUGUUCUACUUCGCGCUUGCGGACGACGAAGUGAAGCUCGCACCUAUGCUCCACAGCCCUGUGCUGCAGCGUGAGGGUGUCGAGCGCCGCUGGGAGGACGACGCGCAGGCGCCGCUCAUGGAGGAGUGGCGCAAGGGCCGCACGAGCUCGUAUGGGACCGCGCAGCUCAAGAAACGCGAUGACGUCGUCGAGGAGGAGGUCAUCAACGGUAUCGUUGUGAAGCACUUCAACUAG
This is a messenger RNA of Trametes versicolor FP-101664 SS1, 1095 nucleotides long. RefSeq names its product Clavaminate synthase-like protein. The transcript is spliced from 10 exons. Gene Ontology annotation, molecular function: dioxygenase activity. NCBI's taxonomy places the organism in Eukaryota, Fungi, Basidiomycota, Agaricomycetes, Polyporales, Polyporaceae. The record is from RefSeq and is a predicted model, not a curated record. The coding region runs from base 1 to 1095 and encodes 364 amino acids.